CGCAGGACACAGCGUUGAGACGGAGGCUUGAUAGGCGGCAUGGAGACGCCGCAUACGGUUGCUUCGUUGCCGAAGCCACUUGAUGCGCUCAACGGAAAAGUACAAGCUGCUCAAGUGUAUGGUAUCCGAGCGGGCAGGAAGAGGAAGAGACAUGAAAUCGCAGUAGGCAUUGAUGGUGAAGGCGUGAAUGUGUACAACGUGCAGAAUCAGAGCUUGGUCACCUCCUACGCUCUCCCGCCACAAGCCUAUCUCUGCUCUCCGCCAUGCUCAAUCUACGUCAAAGCUGGUCGGAAUGCGGUAGCACAACGACGGACAUACCUCGCGCUGCGAGACGGACCGAACGAUCGAAAGCGAAGGUUCGUGUGCCUAGUGGACGAAAACCAAACGGAGAGAGACGAUGAAGUCGCACACAUCGGACCAAUCAAGCAUGAGUAUCGACUUGCCGAUGCAGAAAUCGCGGGUAUCAAUGUCGUUGCUGCUUCGACGGAUAAUGCGGACGCACUACUUGUUCUGGUCACUUACGAAGACGGCCGAGUAGCGUGUAUGACCGAAGACCUAUCCGCGACUGUAUGGGAGCACACCGAGCAGGACAAUCUUCGUGUGGUGUAUGUGGCUGUCACCGACUCGGACACGGCUCGUAAAGGCUUGCUUACAGGGCGAGGUGACGUCCUGGCCGCUCUUGACAACGCUGUCACGGGCAAUGCGAAAGCCCAGCCGCUCCUCUGUCGGAUUGUCCGCCUCAAUGACCGCCGAGUCUUGCAGCUAUUCAGGCUUCGCAUUCAGUCGAGGGACCGAUUGCAAGCCCGUCCAGACAGCUUGCAAUUGUUAACCAGCUAUGACCUGACUAGUACUGAAACGGGGCAUUUGGGUAACGACACUGCACUCUUCGAUCUGCAUGCUGCUUCGGGAAAGCUGUAUCAACUAUCCUGCGGCAAGUUUACAUUGUUCGAUCUUACGAGCAUUAUACCGAGAGCGAUCCUGAAGAAGGGUGAUGGGACCGAUCCAGUCCUUAGCGUGGCACGCCUCGGAGGUGCGACAGUAUUGGCUGUUUAUAAACACCAGGCGAUCACAUACGAAACAACGUAUGGCUCGGCUGUAGCCUCAGUCUCGCUGGCUUCGUCCGGACACGGGGCGUCUGCUGGCGAGAAGCGCAAGCGGACCGAUGAAGACUCUGUUCAGAUUGCGUUUCAGGCGGUUGCAUGUUACCAAGACAUUGGCCUUGUCGUAGGACUGCGUGGAGUGGAGCUCAUCGGCAUCCAGCUCCGUGAAGUCCUGCGCGGCACAAAGCGCGCUAAAGCCACUCUCAUUGACGUGCUUGAGCGAGGAGUCGGCACAACCGCCGUACGGGCGGCAGGAAGCGCAGCGAAAAGGGUGCAACGCGCAGACCAAUUUGAAGACUGGCAGUCUAAGGUCGGUGUAGCUUGCGAGGGCAACGAUAAUGAUAUGCUGGAGAGUCUCGUCGCCAAAGUCCUGAAGUUAGAGGGUGAGGUACUGAAAGGCACUUGCGACCAUGGUCCGAUCGCCCAUCUCGAUGCUGUCCCGGACUCCAAAACUGCUGCGAAUGGCAUUCUACUGGAUCCGUACCCAAGAAAUGUGAGUACUGCAGAGAUCGAUCGAACGAGAGCGAACUACCUUCUCCGCACACUUUUCCGUUCCCAGGUCGACAACACGGGCGCCCGCACAGAGUCAGUACGGCUUUCGACGACGGCUUCGUCGCCACAGAUAUAUCGCUGGCUUGCACUUGCUGGCUUGUUGACAUCCGCUCAGCUCGAGUCAAGCUUAGCUCAGGACUUAGAGACGUCAAGGAGCGAUCGGACUUGCCAACCCGGGGACAUUAUGGCUGCCCUCAAAGACUUUGACGACACAUUCCAGCUGGUCCACGACGUACUCGCACUGCCAGUGUACUGGGAGCUUCCGGAACUUGUCAAAGCAAUGGCGCUGCUGAUCGAAUCCUUCGAGACUUCACCGGACGAGGAAGAUGCAACGGGACUUCCCACGGCUUCCGCUCCAGCCAACAGCCACCGUGCGCUGGUCAACGGCGAGCUGGAGUCUCAGCUCGAAGUACAGUCCGGACUGGCCGAACGCGAACUGCAGCUUGCAGUUUCAACGCUCUCCAACGGCUUGCAACUAAGAAGCGAGACGUUCCGUAUAAUUGUUGACCGCUUGGGCGCUUUUCCACAGAAAGCCAUCACCGAAGCCAUGCGAGCUAUGAUGCGCCAUGAAGACCUCAUCUUCUUCGUGCGUGUUUUGCGUGUCGAGAUGCUGACAGGCGGGUGGCAGAACCAGUACCUUGGCGCGGACGGAGAGGGGGAGCCGGUCGACGCUCCUGAAGUGGUCGGCGUCGUUGCCGCUAGAACUGGCAACGAAGAGGGUGACGUUCCAAGUGACAGCGCCAUGGGUCGAAUCAGCGUCCUGAUGAAGUGUGCCGUUGAUGCCAUUGGUAUCAGCGGCUGGCUUGUCGGCGAGAGUGCGGAUUCCUUUGCCACGACUGGCAUGCUCCAGGAACUAAAAGCAGAGAUCAGCGCUUGUCUGGAGGGCCUGUACGACUUCGAGUCGCUGGGGAGCUUGUUGGAGGAGCUGUACCGGUACGAGUACGCUCUGGACAAAGCGCAGGCAACGAGUAAGCUGCCAAAACGUCUGCUAGCAUCGGCCGAUGCGCCCUUUGAUACGCUGCAGACGUUGCCACUCGGUAGCACGAUGGACGCCGGGAGUGGAGCUGCGUGGACGGCGGAAGGCAAGAAGAGCAGCCGCGCGCUUACUGCAGAGCGAAGAGCGAAAGUGGGCCGGUAUGUGUUCGAGAGGAUCAGGAUAUAGCAUUGCCGACCACCUCCACCCAUGGCAGAGAUUGGACGAAGCGAUUAAAUAAGCACAACAAUUUGAACCUUUGCCGCCGCCCAUGGGUAUCACAAAAGCACACCGCAAACUCCAUCCCACACACACACAUCCCACCUAUAUCGCACCACCUCACCCAAACACCCCCGCCCUCCGCAUCACUCCCUCGAAAUCCUC
Messenger RNA from Baudoinia panamericana UAMH 10762, 3009 nucleotides. RefSeq lists its product as uncharacterized. The transcript has a single exon. The coding region runs from base 40 to 2814 and encodes 924 amino acids. Lineage: Eukaryota; Fungi; Ascomycota; Dothideomycetes; Mycosphaerellales; Teratosphaeriaceae. The record is from RefSeq and is a predicted model, not a curated record.